Molecule: messenger RNA, 1428 nt
Organism: Colletotrichum spaethianum
Lineage: Eukaryota; Fungi; Ascomycota; Sordariomycetes; Glomerellales; Glomerellaceae
Exons: 2
Coding region: 1-1428 (475 amino acids)
Biological process (GO): late endosome to vacuole transport via multivesicular body sorting pathway; vesicle budding from membrane
Cellular component (GO): cytoplasmic side of plasma membrane; multivesicular body; ESCRT III complex
Source: RefSeq, a predicted model, not a curated record
AUGGGAGAGCUGGCAGAUUUCCUCGUCGAACGAGACGAGAACUUCCGCAAAGCCCGUUUACCCGCCCUUUACUCCGACUUCCGCACCCAACGAACCCUCAAUCCGGAUGGCUUCCAGGCCAACGUCAGCGCCUGGCGUCAGGCUCUCGCCCGCGCCGCCUGGGAAGGCAGGAUAGCGUCCCAGGUCUCGGCCCCAAACCUUCUAGUCGUAAAUGUAGACGAGCAGCUCGUGCGUUCCCUCGAAAGCAAGCAAUUCGGCCGCCCAUUGGCGCUGGGUACGGUCGUCAGGGAGGCGGUAGGCGAGAAGGAUCUAUACCCGCUCAAGGAGUUCCUGAGCGCCAAGGAGAGCAUAUAUGCGGGGAAGACAUGGGCACAGGUGCCGUGGAGCGUGGUAUCGUGGGCGGCAGGGCAGCUGGGGUUCAGUGGGAAGUCGAUUUCGGGCGAGGACAAGCUGCCACAGGGCCGGUUCGUGGUCAUCAAGAACGUCGAAACGACUGCAAAGAGCCUCGCCGAGAAAGUGACUUCGUCCGACACAAGAUUCGACAGAACGUAUACAAAAUCCCACUUCCGCAAGACCUUCGCCGACACCCUGGUCCAAGAUCGCAGGCUAUCCGAGACGGACGUUGACAUCCUCCUCGUCUUCCUCUCGCGGGACAAGGGCAUCGUGGUCUACGACGGACAGGUGGUCAAGAUCAAGGGCACCACAGACGAGGACGAGUCCGCUAUAACGGAGGAGGACGCGGCCGUCUCGUCGCUCAAAGAGCUCAUCGCCGAUAUGAAGGAACAGACGGAGCUCCUCAUGCGACGCGUCGAUGAUCUUACGGCCGCGGCCAAGGAGGCCGUCUCGAAGAAGAACAAGGUCGCAGCGCUGGCGGCGCUCAAGUCGAAGAAGAUAACCGAGGCAUCGCUGGAGAAGCGCUUCGCUACGCUGAACCAGCUCGAGGACGUCGCGUCGCGGAUCCAGGAGGCCAGGGACAACGUGCAGCUCGUCAAAGUCAUGGAGGCGAGUGCCGGCGCGCUCAAGGGUCUCAACGAGAAGGUCGGCGGUGCGGACCGCGUGGGCGAUGUCGUCGACAGGUUGCGCGAGCAAAUGGGCGAGGUCGACGAGGUUGGCAAGAUCAUCUCCGAGGCUGGCGCGGCGCCGGUGGAUGAGUUCGAGGUCGAUGACGAGCUGGAGGCUAUGGAACGCGAGGAAAGGGAGAAGGAGGAGGCGGUGGAGCGGGCCAAGAAGGAGGCGCAGGAGGCAAAGGAGGCCGAGGAGACGCGGCGCCGGCUCGAGAAGGAAAUGGCGGAGCUGCGGCCGCCUGUCACGGAGCCCUCGGAAAAGGAGGGCACGAGGGAGAAGACGCAGACACCGACGGGGGAAACGGCGGACAGCUUGGAGAAGCUGGAGCUCGGAGAGCGGGAGAAGCCAUUGCCCGCGCAGUAG